GAAGCGGAGUCCAGGAGUUCAGCCUGCGCUGCUGCACCCACUGCGCACCGCUCCCUUCCCCGAGCUUGAGAAGAGGCUUGUGAGAAUCUGCUGGGUUUGGUGACCCGCUUGUUCCUGGGAGGCCACAGUCGUGGGCAGGAGAAAGGAGAAAGGCAAGCAGCAAUUCGGAGGUUGCCAGUCAUGGGUAACGCAGGCGAACCCUUGAGCCCGUUGUGCCGGUGGUACAUCUACGCCCUCCACGGCUACCUCGCAGAGAUUGGCUUCACAGCCACGUGCAACCUCCUCGCGCACUGGGACUGGAGAUUACUGGGGGUCGCCAGCGUCUGGGUCCUGUUCAUCUACGGCACUUUCGGCAUGAUCUUGGAACACCUCUACCUCCGUCUGCGGUGCCGGUGUAACCUCGUGGUCCGGGGCUUCCUCUACACCCUUUGCAUCUACGCUUGGGAGUUCUGCAUUGGCUACAUCCUGCGCUGCUUCAACGCCUGCCCCUGGGACUACAGCGGCUACCGUCACAACUUCAUGGGUCUCAUCACCCUGGAGUAUUGCCCCUUGUGGUUUGUCGGGUCCCUCUUGCUGGAGAGGGUGGUGGUCCACACGCUCCGCCUCCGGCUGGAUGAGACCUGGGAGCCCAAAGAGUAUCCCUCGCCCAAUUCUGAACAGAAACGUCUGUGGAAGGAGGAGUAGAGGGAGGGGGGUGACCUGCCGCCGCCCCUCAAACGCACUCUGCAGUUGGCAACUCUUCCCUUUCUUUGGAUCAGUUCUCUCCCUCUUUUCUCCCUCCUCAGAAGGCGAGAGGAUAGUGCGGGAAACACAUUUCCGUUUUGUCAAGCCAAUGCGGGGAUAGGGGCCUUUGCCCGUGACGGGAGAGUCAGGGUUCAAAUUCUCCCUAGCGGUCACAAAGCUCGCUGGACGACCUUGGUCUAGACGUGAUCUCUCGGCCUGACCCACCUCACAGGGCUGUUGUGAGAGUCGUAUGAAGGGGAGAACCCGGUCUAGGCCAGCCGUAGAGGAAGGGUGGCAGUCAAAACGUGAUUUAUGGUGAUGAUGAAGAAUAUUAUUAUAGGUGCUAGUAGGUGUUCUCUUUCUGACGCGUUCUUGCCACAUGGUGGCAGUUCCCAGCUUCCGGUUGGGGGCAGCGCUGUCUUCGUCCAGGGCGAGCUGACCCAUUUUAAUCCUUUGGUAUGUACCCUGUCUGUUUAGCGAGAGCUGGAUUUCCCCACGCACAAAAUGCAGGAAGGCUCUCAGAUUACACGGGAGCGUCCAUAUGACCAGUGCUCCCUCUAAGCGGAGCUAGUGUGAGCCAGCUCACUGUUUUUGAGCCUCCGGCU
This is a messenger RNA of Gekko japonicus, 1328 nucleotides long. Its product is annotated as transmembrane protein 229B-like. Bases 181 to 684 code for a protein of 167 amino acids. The record is from RefSeq and is a predicted model, not a curated record. The transcript is spliced from 2 exons. Lineage: Eukaryota; Metazoa; Chordata; Lepidosauria; Squamata; Gekkonidae.